Malus domestica (apple) is the source of this 420-nucleotide messenger RNA. RefSeq names its product small ribosomal subunit protein eS17w-like. Gene Ontology annotation, molecular function: structural constituent of ribosome. Gene Ontology annotation, biological process: translation. NCBI's taxonomy places the organism in Eukaryota, Viridiplantae, Streptophyta, Magnoliopsida, Rosales, Rosaceae. The record is from RefSeq and is a predicted model, not a curated record. Gene Ontology annotation, cellular component: ribosome.
AUGUCUCGCGUUCGCACAAAGACAGUGAAGAAAUCCUCUCGCCAGGAGAUCGAGUGCUACUACUCGCGCAUGAUCCUGGACUUCCACACCAACAAGAAGAUCCUCGAGGAAGUCGCCAUCAUCCCCUCUAAACGCCUCCGCAACAAGAUUGCCGGAUUCUCCACCCACCUCAUGAAGCGAAUCCAGAAGGGCCCGGUUCGUGGCAUUUCCUUAAAGCUGCAGGAGGAUGAGUGCGAGCGCCGCAUGGACUUUGUCCCCGAGGAGUCCAUCAUCAAUAUCAAUGAGAUCUCUGUCGACAAGGAGACAUUCGACAUGCUCUCCGCUCUCGGUAUGGUUGACAUGCCUGGUGUCAAGCGGGUUGACCCGGAAGCUCAGACUCAGAAUCUCGGGUACAGGCGUGGUGCUCCCAGGAGGUACUAA